CCUAUACACCAACUCUACCUACCACAAUGUUCAACUUCAACUUCUUCAAGUCCGCCCCGGCCAAUGAGCCCACCACUGACGGCUGGAACGCCAACACCGUCACCAUGCAGCCCACCAGCCCCGCUGCCCCUUCAAGCAACCAGAACGUUGUCUCUGAGCAGCCGGCCAACCAAGAACAAAUGCAGCUGCGUGGUGGUGGCGGCGGUGGUAUCUGCUGCGGAGUUUGUGCCGGUAUCGCUUGCUUCGAGUGCUGUGAGAUUUGCUGCUAGACGAUCGGAU
Molecule: messenger RNA, 279 nt
Organism: Penicillium verrucosum
Lineage: Eukaryota; Fungi; Ascomycota; Eurotiomycetes; Eurotiales; Aspergillaceae
Exons: 3
Coding region: 27-269 (80 amino acids)
Source: RefSeq, a predicted model, not a curated record